CGCGUGACCGGUGGUAGGUCACGUGACGCGGCCCGCGAGCGCCGGGCCUCCCAAGAUGGCGGUUUGCGUCGCGGUGAUCGCUAAGGAGAAUUACCCACUGUACAUCCGCAGCACCCCCACAGAAAAUGAGCUGAAGUUCCACUACAUGGUACACACGUCCCUGGACGUGGUGGACGAGAAGGUCUCUGCCAUGGGCAAGGCCCUGGUGGACCAGCGGGAGCUCUACCUGGGCCUGCUGUACCCUACAGAGGACUACAAGGUAUACGGCUAUGUGACCAACUCGAAGGUGAAGUUUGUCAUGGUGGUGGACUCCUCCAACACAGCCCUGCGGGACAACGAGAUUCGCAGCAUGUUCCGGAAGCUGCAUAACUCCUACACAGACGUGAUGUGCAACCCAUUCUACAACCCGGGCGAUCGCAUCCAGUCCAGUGGGAACUUGGGGAUCUCUCUCUCCUGCAGGGCCUUCGACACCAUGGUGACAUCUAUGAUGAUCCAGGUCUGCUGAGCUCUUGCAGUCGUAGGGAAACGCGUGACUGCGGGAGACAUGUCUUCCUCUUGCCUCUCCCUGAAUGCGACACGCUGUUUAGGUGCACGCACGUCUCAACUAAAAGUCUUAUGUUGAGAACUGA
This is a messenger RNA of Carlito syrichta (Philippine tarsier), 629 nucleotides long. It is a transcript of the gene TRAPPC2L, whose product is annotated as trafficking protein particle complex 2 like. Lineage: Eukaryota; Metazoa; Chordata; Mammalia; Primates; Tarsiidae. The coding region runs from base 56 to 505 and encodes 149 amino acids. Gene Ontology annotation, cellular component: nucleus; cytoplasm; TRAPP complex. Gene Ontology annotation, biological process: endoplasmic reticulum to Golgi vesicle-mediated transport. The transcript is spliced from 6 exons. The record is from RefSeq and is a predicted model, not a curated record.